CACUGUCUUUUUGUUUCUGCUUUCAUACUCACAUCCGAAGUAAUAUGUGAUGACACUUACUCCAAUAAAACCUGGAGUAUUGUGGUGCAGGGCAUGUUCCAAUUGCGCAAAAUUAACCAGAUGGAGUGCAAAAUAUGUCAGUAUCUGGAGUGA
This is a messenger RNA of Suillus bovinus, 153 nucleotides long. RefSeq lists its product as uncharacterized. Lineage: Eukaryota; Fungi; Basidiomycota; Agaricomycetes; Boletales; Suillaceae. The annotation marks the transcript as partial. The transcript has a single exon. The record is from RefSeq and is a predicted model, not a curated record.